This is a messenger RNA of Eublepharis macularius, 3781 nucleotides long. It is a transcript of the gene PLEKHF1, whose product is annotated as pleckstrin homology and FYVE domain containing 1. The transcript has 2 exons. The record is from RefSeq and is a predicted model, not a curated record. Lineage: Eukaryota; Metazoa; Chordata; Lepidosauria; Squamata; Eublepharidae. Bases 335 to 1153 code for a protein of 272 amino acids. Gene Ontology annotation, molecular function: metal ion binding; phosphatidylinositol binding.
GUCCUGCUUCGGCGGCGGCGCGCUGAUUGGCCGCCCUCCCGAAUGGAACGUUGGGGAGUCUGAACGUUCCAAAGUUCCUUUUCGUUCUUCUCGCUCCUUUUUGUUCGUCUUCCUCCGGCCCUUGCAUUGAGGUCGGGGGCAAGGCUGGGGCGGGGAGAACGGGGCUCUUUCCUCCUCUCCGAGCCGACCUUCCAGCCCCAGAGAGAAGAGGAUUCUCGGAUCUAAAGCAUUUCCAAGAGAUCCCUUUGGAAAGGGACCCAAGGCGUGGUUCGCAGCAGCCGGGCGGCCGGCUGGAAGAGGAGCGAAAAAAGUCGCGAGAAGGUGACUUUUCGAGAUGGUAGAACACCUGGCUAAUACCGAGAUUAAUAGCCAACGUAUUGCUGCUGUAGAGAACUGCUUCGGGGCAUCGGGUCAGCCGCUGGCCAUGCCAGGAAGGGUCCUCUUGGGCGAAGGUAUUUUGACCAAAGAAUGCCGCAAAAAAGCCAAGCCACGGAUCUUCUUCCUGUUCAACGACCUCCUUGUGUACGGAAGCAUUGUGAUCAACAAGAGGAAGUACAGCUCACAGCACAUCAUACCCCUGGACGAAGUCACCUUGGAAAACUUGCCAGAUACGUUGCAAACGAAGAACCGGUGGAUGAUCAAAACGUCGAAGAAAUCCUUUGUCGUUUCUGCAGCCUCCCUUACCGAGAGGAAAGAGUGGAUCAACCAUCUGGAAGAAUGCAUUCGUCUCUUGCUGUCCAAAACGGGCCAGCAGCCCCCGACAGAACAUGCCGCACCCUGGAUCCCUGACAAGGCCACUGAUAUUUGCAUGCGUUGCACGCACACCAAAUUCUCCACUCUCACACGCCGGCACCACUGUCGAAAAUGCGGCUUUGUUGUGUGCGGAGAGUGCUCCCGACAGAGGUUUCUCAUGCCCCGGCUCUCUCCCAAGCCUUUGAGGGUCUGUAACCUUUGCUAUAAACAACUGGUGGCAGAAAAAAAGAAAAGCGAAGAGCACUGUGGCCAGGGGAAACCCGCAGAUUCCCCUGUAGGUGGCUACGACCCUUCAAGCGGUGAUGACAGCGACAGGUCUGACGAGGAUAAACUGGACUACUGGCCUACCGAUACUGAUUUUUACACAUCGGACGUGGCAUGGUCGUCUUUCCAUAGCUGACCUUUUUGCAGUAUUGUUAAUUGUAGGAUCCGUGUUGCUACUUUUGAGGAGUAAAGAGGACAGGCACGAGGCUUAAUGCACUUUUUUCAGAGUUUCUUGAUUGUGUUCCUCAAUUCUCCUAUUCUGUGAAUAAGGAAGAAGGUCUUAUUGUGUCAAGUAUGUGUGGGAGAGGCCAUUGUCACUCUAAGAGUUAGAGGUAGAUGCUUAGAACAAUCCCAGACGUGACAAGUUUUCUAAGAAGGUUGGAGCUUGUCCUGUUUUCAGUUCCUAAAGUGUUGACAUCGUACACCUAGAUGAAAGGGGGAAAGUUCCAUUGGAACAGCCGUGGUAUAUGCUGGAAAAUUCUGCUUUCCUUCAAGCUGGAAGCCACAUUCCAGAUCUAACAAUCACUAUGGAACCUACAUGAAGGUCCAGGAAUCCAAGAUGAUGGCCUACUUUGUGGGCAAUAAUACAAGCACUUGGUUGCUACUUCCCCCCCAAAAUCAAAUGCUUCGUGUUGAGUUUGGCUGUUCACUCAAGAGCCUUAUUUUGAUCAACAGGAUGCGGAAAGGAGAAGACUGUAUGACGAUGUUGCAUUGACCUAGAUCCAUUUCAGACAUAUCAAAGAGAUUGUUUAUUUAACGAGCUGUUGAAUUAAUAGGCAGGCAUGCUCUUCCUCUUGUGUAGUAGUGUCCCAGCACAGAAGUCUUUGGCUAACUCCAGUUGGUCGUUAUGCCCAAAUAAGGGAGUCUUAAUAUACUGGUGUUAGCUAUUUCCACCAUUACUGGAAUUCCUAACCCAGAUGAAACUGUGGUUAACAGUGCAAUCCUAAACCGAGUUGCAUCUUUCGAAGCCAACAUUGAUUUCACUGGACUUAGAGGGGUAUAACUCUGCUUACAGAUUGCACUGUGUAAAGCCGCAAUCUUAAGAAUGCUUACUUGGGAGCAAAUCCCAUUAACUAAAGUGGAAGUUACUUUGGAAUAAACUCAUAGGAUUGUGCUGUAAGAAUCCCCAGUUGCUGGGAAAGAAACUAAUUUCAGACUAAGGUUGCCUGCAAGUUGCAAUUAAUUGGAGUGAGUGGAAAGCUCCCAUCUUUAGGCCAGAGGAGGGAAACGAGAGCACACACAACUAGUUAACCAGUUACAUGCCCAUCGCAAAUAAGCUCCAGUGUGAAGCGAGCCUUCAGUUUAAGUUGAGUUCAGCACUAGGAGAAUUUUAGGAGUGGAAACUUGGAAAUCAGUCGUGGUAGUUUGGAAAUUAAUUUAUAGUGUUAGCAUCUAUCUCUGAAUUUACAUUAUGAGUUUUGGCCUUAAAGUGUGGAUUUCCUCUAGCUUCAGCAUUGCUUGAUUUUUAUCAUAUUCAAAAUAAUAAUUAAAAGAAUGCAGGCCCUGGCUUUUCAGUGUCUUAUUUUAAGGUAAAAGGAGAAUUUUGGGCUAAAAUAGUAAAUGCCAAAGAAACCAUAUAAAACUGCUCUGAAAUACAAGCCAUAUUUAGAGUACAAAAUUGCAGUUUGUAGGCAGCAUUGCCUACAAGACAAAACCCCUAUUUUCAUCCAUUAAUUUAUUUAAAAUUAUGCAUGCUUAAAAAUUGCUAUCACUUAAUAGAAUAAUGAUCGUUGCAACAAAAGGGUCUUUAAUGGAAGAAAACCACAGCUUCUAUCAUACAUAUUUCAAAUAUCGAGUUUAAUUUUAAUGAAGUGCCUGUGUGUGACUUGUUUGUGGGGGGAAGGGGAGGCUUCCUCCUCUUGCUAAGAUUUCCAGAAAUCUCAGCUCUUAUCGUUUCUUUUAAAGCAAGUUUCUGGUUUUCAGAAUUGGAGAGAAAUAAGAUGCAAUGCUGAUAGCCAGAGUGUAAGUCCGAGUUGCGUCGCGUGUAGCUAGCAGGACUUACGAUGACUAUAUCCUUUCCAUGCCAUUUGUUUUCAGUUAAAACAGGCCGCUAUGUUGCCAUUAUUAUCUGCUCACCUCAAAAUCAUGAGAGCGGCUAAGCUUAAGAACUGACUGGCUUUCUUGCUUAGUAUUUUAACCACAUUCUUCUGCGGCCGUGGGAGUGACACGCUUACUUCAUGUUGCUUAUAUAAGAGCUGGGAUUUGCACUGAGAAUUUUAAUGAGAGGUUGCUAACCAUACAAAAGGGACUUCUAGCCUAUGUGGAGGAUCCCCCUCCCCUAUAAACACACACACACAGAUGUCCCAUUAAGGGACAGAGUUCUGGGAGGGGGGGUGAAUGAAACCCCGUUAAACCUAGUUUGAGCCUGCAUGUCUCAGUUUAGAAACUAAGCAUCAAUCAGCGCUUUGCUGGAAAUAAAGUAUUUUUAAAAAACCCAAAAUGGCUUAUUUAUACUUUUAUAUUAGGAUCUAUGUAACCAAAUUAUUAUACUAUUGUUGACCAUUAGACAAUAGUGACUUUCUUAGUGCAGAUAAUCUUAUAACUAAACUAGGAGCCAUUCCUAUUGACUGCAUAUCUUGCUUUUUGUUUGUCUUUUCCCUUUCUGUGCAGAAAUACUAGUUGGUAUUUUAAACCUACAGCUCCCUAAUGAGUUUUCUCCAUUUGCCAAUAUGUUUACAUUGGAGCUGAACUUCUUUUUUCUAAUUAACCAUUCCACCUCCCCUUUUUAUUUAUGGAUAAAUCAUUGAUUAAAGAUUACAAUGUA